Messenger RNA from Emericellopsis cladophorae, 1050 nucleotides. RefSeq lists its product as uncharacterized. The record is from RefSeq and is a predicted model, not a curated record. The coding region runs from base 1 to 1050 and encodes 349 amino acids. The transcript is spliced from 3 exons. Lineage: Eukaryota; Fungi; Ascomycota; Sordariomycetes; Hypocreales; Bionectriaceae.
AUGGUUGCCCAGGCAAAAGCUGUCACAGUCUCCCUGCAGGAGCUCAAGGACGACUCACUGGGCAUCCUAGUCGUCAAAGAUGUGCCUCCCGAGUUCGCACAACUACGCCAUCUCGCUUUAUCGUACGCAUCGUACCUGGGCAACCUCCCCAGCGAUGAACUUGAGAAGCUGGAAAAUGCAGCGUCAAAGUACUUGACGGGAUGGUCUCUCGGUAAGGAGACCCUCAAGAAUGGACAGGUGGACACCUUCAAGGGCUCGUACUAUGCAAACUGCGCCUUUUACACGGAUCCCUCCCUGGAGUGCGCUGCGCCUACAGCCGAAUUCUCCCCAGAGACCUUUCCCGAGUACCUGUCGCCCAACAACUGGCCAGACGCCUCGCUCCCGGGUUUCAAGCCCGCAGUGACCACCCUCUGCCGCCUGAUCAUCGACACCGCCGUCCUCGUCGCCAAGGCUUGUGAUCGCUAUGCUGAGCAGAGCAUCGGGGGCUACAAGCCGGGAUACCUGGAGCACGUCGUCAAGACUAGCACAACGACCAAGGCGCGGCUGCUGCACUACUACCCGCAAUCCGGCGUCGAGGAACCGCAGGGGAGCGAAGACGACUGGUGCGCGACACAUCUGGACCACGGCUGUCUCACGGGUCUUACAUCGGCCAUGUUCAUCGACGAAGCGGCAAACCCCCCCACCAUUGCUGACCAGCCCUCCGCCGGCACUGGUGCGUCGCUGCCUCCUCUGCCUGAGUUGGCAGCAUCCCCGGAUCCCGAGGCUGGCCUGUACAUCAAGUCACGUUCAGGCGAGACGUACCAGGUCAAGAUCCCACGGGACUGCAUUGCGUUCCAGACUGGAGAGGCCCUGGAACGGAUCACUCAGGGCAAGUUCAAGGCCGUGCCCCAUUUCGUCAAGGGCGUGGGCAAGGGCAAGGGAGGCCAUGUGGCGCGGAACACGCUGGCCGUGUUUACGCAACCGAACCUGGGAGAGGAUGUUGACAUUGAGCAGGGUCUGACGUUUGGCGAGUUUGCGCGUGGCGUUGUAGCGAAGAAUACCGUGUCAUGA